CAACAGGUAGUUUGUGGCAGGGUGCGUCCCCCGCGACUGGUUCCUCUCCGCCGUUGCCGUCCUGUUUCGGGAGCGGCAGCUGCUCCGGUAGCAGUGUCGCCGCCGCGGCGGCAGUUGACAGUACAGUAACGACGCAGAUGCCGCUUUUAUUGACAGUGUCGCAAGACAAAUUCUACUCCGCUGAGAGCACGACCUCGGUGGCUCUGCAGCAAGAUCGAGAUAGACUUGUAAAAGGAGGAUCAGUGCAACAGGAUCAGGCAGCUGGCCCGUCGGCGAAGCAAAUGUUAAUGGAGAGUAUGCGAAAAGAGAUUACGGAACUGGUUAGGAAUAAACCAACUGGCUCUACAUCUGGUACGGCUGGGACCGAAAGUAAUUCGCCUGCUACAACUGCGGCGGCACCAGCAAGUGCGGCUGCUGGUGCAGCUGCCUUUACUUCAUCUGCCGCAGAAGAAAUUGCAGAAGAGGCACGGCUGCAAGAACGUGUCGAAACUUCUGCAGAGGAAGAGGAGCACAAGCAAGCGGAGGCAGAAGUAAAGCCUCCCCGUAGAGACAAAACCCGCCGCCAGAGGCUGCAAGGAGCGGAGCAGCGAGAAGCGGCGGCUGCUUCCGCUUCGGCUGCCGCGGCAGCCGAUGUUGCCCGGGCCCAAGAACAAGAAGGAGGGCAUGAUAUUCCAGAAAAGCCAACUGAAGAUGAGCAACAGGGAGGUCCCCCGCAAGAGCAGGAUCAGCUUCUGAACUACUUCUUCUGGCAGCAGCAUAUCAAAUGCAAAAAUGUCUGGGUCUGGAAACUUGUGAUGCUAGAAUGUGGAUGAUGGAAAGAGUUCCGAAUGCAACCCAGCAUGACAACUUUCCAGAACGCUCUCUCAUAGGCAAUCCGCAUGAGAAUUUGCGUUUUUGCAUGUACAAAAGAGGUCGCGACUUUUGUUGGUAAUGCAAUAGAUACAGAUAUUCUAGGUAUGGAAAGCUAGCAUUACAAGUUCCAACCUUCCAGACCCAGACACUUUUGCAAUCCAUACAGCAGGAGCAAAGACGAUUGGCCAUGCUGCAGCAGAUUCAGAGUUUGCAGCAGGGUGGCGCUGUGCCGCCGGCGGGCGACCCCCAGCAGCAGCAGCAGCAGCAGCAGAUAUACGUCAGCAACCAACAAGC
Amoebophrya sp. A120 is the source of this 1146-nucleotide messenger RNA. Lineage: Eukaryota; Dinophyceae; Syndiniales; Amoebophryaceae. The record is from the annotation of a GenBank genome assembly.